Messenger RNA from Hypoxylon trugodes, 453 nucleotides. RefSeq lists its product as uncharacterized. The transcript has a single exon. The annotation marks the transcript as partial. Lineage: Eukaryota; Fungi; Ascomycota; Sordariomycetes; Xylariales; Hypoxylaceae. The record is from RefSeq and is a predicted model, not a curated record.
GAGAUCAACAUGGUCGCUUUUUUCCUUUUCAUUUCUUAUUCCUUCUCAGUUCAAUUACACAGCGUUGGCAUAUUUGGUGGACGGUUUUUUUUAUUUUCGUUGCUCAUAGACGGUGGAACGGGCGAAAGUGCAACGGGAUGCAGGUUUUGGGCAUUGUGAAGCUUAGCCGGAUCGGCAGUCAAAAUCCUCAGGCGAGCUAUCUAUAUCUUCCUCUCUUCUCAACUACGAGCGUCUCUAGGGUGGGUGUUCAACGGACGAUUUGUUGCGUGCGCGCGUUUCAGCUCAAUAUCGGGCCAAUAUCUUGGUACAGGCUUGGCGGUUCUCUGGUCAAAAGACAGGCGACAUGUUCACAAUAUUGGUAGUUGAUAAUGGUAAAUGACAUACAAAGCACAGACAAAUGAAAUUCGGUCUAGAUCUCCGAACCCCUCAAGAAUCAUAAUUCCCACUCAAGUU